This is a messenger RNA of Setaria italica (foxtail millet), 4920 nucleotides long. RefSeq names its product probable glutathione S-transferase BZ2. Gene Ontology annotation, molecular function: glutathione transferase activity. The record is from RefSeq and is a predicted model, not a curated record. The coding region runs from base 3699 to 4391 and encodes 230 amino acids. Gene Ontology annotation, cellular component: cytoplasm. Gene Ontology annotation, biological process: glutathione metabolic process. Lineage: Eukaryota; Viridiplantae; Streptophyta; Magnoliopsida; Poales; Poaceae. The transcript has a single exon.
GUGUUCUUCCUUCCCCUUCCAGCCUUUUCAUACAUGUUCAUUGAAGGGGCCAUCGAAUUGAUGUAUGGAUUGAUGUGUAAACUAGUGUCUGAUUUUGUACAUGUUUCUCUAGCUAUGCAUUUACUUCAGUUUGUUAUGACGGUAGCCUGAUUUUUAUUGGGUGGGCCAGGAUGCAACUAGACAGGAUCUCUAUACUGGUAGUUAAAUUUUAUACCAGACUGAUUUUCAGUGGCAUAUAUGAUGUGCUUGUCUGUGUCCCAUUCUUUCUGCAGUCACAAAAUUUUGUACGGUUGUUAGUCCGUGCAUGUUCAGAUGAUAUUUUGAUGGCUGAUGGUCUAAUGAUCUUACCUCAUCUCUCUUCCCAAAAAGAACAUUCACAUUAUAGGUUGGGUCCGAGAAAACACUUCCAUGUUUCCUAUGGAGAGGGAUUAAAGCUUAAUAAAAAAAAUACAGUACAGAAGUUUCAAGGUAAAAGGAAAAAAAGCAGUGACUUCCUAUAUUUAACAUGUCAUAUAUAAGGCCAACAUUCUUAACUAUAAAUGUCUAGAGACCCUAACUUUCCACCUACUGUAGAAAUGUCAUUCAAUAAGGUCUUGCAACUAGUCAGGUGGUAACUAGUAAGAUACUUUGUGCAGUAAAAAAGGCAUUAUCUUGCAUAAAGAUUUCGGCAUAUGAACAAUCUGGAAGUUAUGACCUGAUAUGCAUGUGGCUGAAGUGUUUUGAAUAUUUUACUUCUAGAUGGUCGGGUCAGUGAAAUAAUAUGUGGAGGGAGCUUGAGUACUCUUUUGAAAUGAUAACAAAAUUGCAAUUUCAAAACAAUGAGAAGGAAAUAGCAUGGAGGAAGCUACUUUGUGCAGAACUGAUAAUGCAAAUAACAAAAAUAAAUUUGACAUGUUCAAGAGAAUGAAUUUGCUUAAGAAUAGAAAGCAUACUUGGCAGCCAGUAUGGUUCCCAUGCAGCCAAUUUGUGUCACAAUCACCUGUGGAUUUAAGAUGAACAUCCUUGUCAUGUGAAUUAGGACUCAACUGAAUAAGAACUGAACCUGCAACUUACCAGAAAGAUAUCUUCAUAUUUACUGAUAACGAUGUCUGUCUUAUUGCCCUAGAGAACGCAGAAGGGAAAAAGGGAUAAUCAAGUUAUCAUCGUAGUCAGAAAUCUCCAAGAAAGCAAAUCAUACUCUCUCCAAUAUCAAACCAUACUAAUAAUAGAACAAACUAUCCUGUCCUACUUUAAUAUACAUUUAUCGUCUUUACUUAAUCUGACUAAAUUAGACACCAUAUGUAAUAUUGCUCAGCAAGAUAGGUACCUUGAUGUCUAACGAGAGGGAUCGAUGCUGCACAGGGAAGUGAGCACCAGAUUGCGCGGAGUUCAUUGGCACCUCCAUCUACCCAAUCAGCAGAGCUGCGCAUCACAACCUCUAAAUCAUUAGCAUACCACACUUAACACAACAUCCACAAAGUAGCGUGUCUUAGCACGCGCCUUUCACGAACACAAACUGCAAAGAUGCACAAGCAUUAUUGGAAAAUCGAACACAAAUUUUGCACAGACGCACAAGUGUUAUCAGAAAUUUUUUCAUGAACACAAAUCUUGCGCGCUGAAGAAGACCAAGAGACAAAUAGAACCACAGGGGGAACGGACAGAUGGCUUGGGGUGGAUCAGGAGCCUCUGGAGGAAGAAAAAAGACUUGGAUUCGUCUGAUUAGGAGCAGAACCAACUAAUGGAGCAAGCUAGGUUUACUAAUAACUCACCAACGCUAGGGGAAAUCAAUCUGAUACGGAUAUAUUUCCAGCCCGCUUCCAAGCUAGUUUGGCACCAGUGCAGGGCGACUAAAGAGGAGGAUGGCGACGAGAGAAGACAUCGGAAUCGCUUGUGCGUGCGCCGUCGUCGGGGAGAGGAAGAAUGGGGACCUUGGUGGCGGGGUCGGGCGGUGGAGAAGUAGAGAGAGGGUUGACGACGCUAGAUGGAGCAGGCCGUUAUAGAGAAGAUGGGCUGUAGUGGACGGAUUCAGCCCAAUGUUCGUCUUCUUUCAUGGAGAAAUAGGAUGGUCGUGUUUGCAAAUUUGGUUACGAUAGUGUACAGUUUUUUCGGUUGGCUCUCUUAAUCACACACCACACAGUGACCACAUACAACUACUCUAUAUCACAAUGUGGCAUCUCUCUUCUAAGGCUCGGUUUGGGAGGGAUUCUCCCAAAACGGCUUCACCGGUGAAGUCAAAGCUGGUGAAGCUAAGGGCUCGUUUGGCAGGGUUGUGGUUGUGGCGGAAACAGCUCCGGCUAUGGCUCCUCUAGUGGAACAACUUCUCUGAUGGAGCUGAAGCUGUUUUGGAAAACAUUUGGCAAAACAACUUCUUCUACUUUUCAUGAAUAGAUGAAAGAUGUCAAAUGUCCAAUAUGCCCAUGAUUUCUCUCUUGUUUAGAAUUUCAGUGUUGUAUGUGAUAAAAAUAUUAAUGAAUAUCAUUAUAUAUUAACAAAUAAUUAUUUUGUUAUAUACUAAUAAUACCCUUACUAAUUUUUUCUUUUUCAUUCCCAUUUCAUUUUCCUUUUACCCCCUUCACUUAUUAUCCGAUCCAUCUCUUUUUUACACGCCUUUUUCUUUUUCUCUCUCUUUUCUACUGGUCAUUCGUUCUUCCUUGACCUUAUCCGUUUGGCCGUUACCUUCCUUCAUCUCUUUUCUACCUCCGCUGCUAAUGGCUAGGCCUCGGCCAUCUUUGCUGUUGCGCUGCAACUUGCUUCUGCUACACUAGCAGCUGAGGUGUGGAGGGAGGUUGCGUGCCAGCGGCAGGGCCGGCAGACUACACACAUGGCGGCCGCCACCGUUACUCUAGGUUAGUCCCCCUCGUAGGGAUCGGAUUUGCUGCUACCCUACUGCUCCCCUACUGUGCUGCAUCUCCACCGCGCUUCCGCCGCCUUCCUUCCUCGCUUCCGCUGUUGGCUGCUUCGCACUGUCCCUGCCUACCACUACUGGCUGCCUCGCGCCGUCCUUGCUCUACCUGCGGGUCCCUCCUGAGGACAGGGAUGGCAAAAACAGGGAGGAGCUACGGGGAGCCACAUUUUUGGGCUUCCGCUCCGUGGAAUGGCUUAUCUCAGUGGGUUUCGAGGGGCUUCAUCGUUCAAGCCGUUUGCUCUUCUACCCUUUGGCAGAGCUUCGGGUGGAGCCGGUGGAGAAGCACCUUCCGGAGUCCUGCCAAAGGGGGUCUAGAAAUAGUGGUUAUUUUAGGCUCGGCUUAUAAAACAACUUCUCGUUACGGUGUCUUGUUUUGCGCAAAACAUGUGACACCGAAACCAAGGUAAGCCCUACGAAACGGGGCCUAAAUUUAGCUUGAUUAUUUCAAAAGAAAAGGUAUAAGCUCUUUUUACAUCAGUUGUGCGCAACUUUUAUUUGAAAAAAAAACGAACGGGCAAAACAUAGUAACCACAAGCCAAAUAACGUGACGCACGCGCGCGAACUGGACUUGGAUGCACCAACAUCAAUUAGCUCGCAUUAAGCCACCAACCCGCACGAGCCCAACACCGGCCAGUCAAUGACACCGACAUGACUUGCCGCUCCGGUCAGCCGCGCGCUGCUCGUUUAAAUUUUUGGCGCAAGCCGGCUACUGAACAAAGGCAAGCGAGAUUGACGCACGAACUCCGCCACGUCGAGACCUGCAGCCGGCCGGUCGGCCUGCAUCGAUCUCGUCACCUCAUCGCCGUCAUCGUCGAUGACGGCUAGCAGGACGAUAGUGAGGGUUCUGGGUGGGAAGUUGAGCCUGUCCAUAGCGCGGGCACGGCUGGCGCUGGAGCUGCGCAGCGUGGCGUACGAGCUCAUGGACGAGCCGCUGGAGCCUCGCAAGAGCGACAGGCUCCUCACCGCCAACCCCGCCUAUGGCAAGAUACCCGUCCUGCUCCUCCUCGAUGGCUUCGCCAUUUGCGAGUCUGUCGUCAUCGUCCAGUACGUCGAGGACGUCGCGCAGGCCGGCGGUGGCGCAGGAGGCGAAGGCGAGGCUGCUGCCCUGCUCCUGCCGGAGGACCCCUACGAGCGUGCCAUGCACCGUUUCUGGACCGCCUACAUCGACGACAGGGUAAUAACGUCUACAACGAUUUCAGAUAGCACAUCUGGCGACACUUGUUCACCGGCAAUGGCAUGUGUGUUGUGGAAGUUAUGGCUAGCGAUAGACGCCGUCUCCUUGGGUCCGACAUCGGAAACACACGUGCAAGCGACCGGCGAUGCCCGCGCGGCACUGCGGCUGCUGGAGGGGGCGUUCACGGAUUGCAGCAGCGGCGUGGGUUUCUUCUCCGGUAGCGACGUGGUGCCGGGGUUCCUUGACCUAGCGCUCGGCUACUUCCUGUCGGCGCUUAGGGCCUGCGGGCGCCACCACGGGCUCUCCCUAUCGACGCGUCCACCACGCCGCUGAUGGACAGGUGGAGCCACCGGUUCGCCGCGCACCCCGCCGCCAGGCGCGGCCUGCCGGACACGAACAAGGUAGUGGAGUUCACGAGGUUCUUCCAAGCAAAGUUCAAGGUCGAUGUCUCCAAAUGAUAGAAAUUGUCUCAACUUGUUUGCAUUGUGUAACACCUCUCCCUCAUUAUUUGAUUUUGUAUUUCGUAUUUGCGCACUUCUUGUUCGAUAUCUUAAAUAAUGAAGUAAACUUUGCUGAUGCAUAUUUACAAAUUUGAGUGCAAGAAAGUUUGUCUACUUUCUUAUAUUAUACUAGCAGAAAUACGGGUCCUUGCUCGCUUGUUCCUAAUAUGUUAGUGUCGCUUCCGAAUAUGUUGGUGUAUUGUCCCUUGUAGUCCUCUCUUUGCAAAUAUAGUAGUAGAAGAUAUUUGUGGGUGGUUUGAUGCCAUAUGUUUAUUAUGUGGGACCCACACAUUGAAAUUAAAAAAAUUCACUGUUUGACCUUUGAUCUAUCCAUUCAUUUGAUUUCCCUUGUACUCAUUGUU